AUGGCGCCUAGCACCAAAGAGUAUAGCUCUCUUCUGAAUGAGGAUGAAUUGUCUCAAUAUCACGAUCACGCAGACCAAGUCCAACACAAAAGGACCUUGAGUAGGAUCAACAAAUAUACUCUGACACUCGUGAUCUAUACGAUUAUUGUAACUGGAAUCAUUAUUUUUGAACAUAUUGAACGAGCAAAGCAUGAUUUUACUCCGUAUUCACCUGCGUCUCAUUUAGUUCAGUACGUGAUAAAGAAUGCCAACCCAGAUCUACACUCGGUCUACACAGAGCAUCCGUCAGAUGCGGUUGAUGCUGCUUGGGACAGACUUAUAAAGCCUGUAUAUAUUGUUGCAGAAAAGGACGAGGUUAAGAUGUCUAAGGAGAAUCCAGACGACACGAUGCGCUUCAUGGACUUUGAGGGGUACCUAGGUGCAUUAGGCGUGUACCACAAUCUCCACUGCUUGCGGAGGAUGUAUUGGCACUUCCAUGAGGAGAGAUACUUUCCGAAUCGCACCAUUGAAGAGAGACAGGAGGCAAUCGGCCAUGCAUUGCAUUGUUUAGGUGUCAUCAUCGAAGAUAUGAAAUGCUCACCAAACCUCGCGCUAUAUACAUUUGGUAUGAGCCCCGACGCGCCGGAGAACAUCAACUAUAAGUCAAAAUCUCAACGAAAAUGCGUGGACUGGGACCCUAUUCAUGAGUGGGCGACCUCUAGAAGCCCGGGGUACUAUCCUAGCAUGAAGGCACCAGUAAAUAUGCUUAACAAGGGGCGCAGUACAAGUCACAUUCUCAACGAAUAGUAUGGAGGAAACUCUAGAAGUUAUGUUGACUGGAAGGAAAGAGCCUCAAGCUUGAAAUUCCAUGGUUUUGUCAGAUAAAAGCAAGUGCUGCAGGUGAGGUCCGAAUAAUCAAGCGGGUACCUGGCACGUGACGCCCUUAAAUAUUAAAUAGCUCCAUUGCGUC
Aaosphaeria arxii CBS 175.79 is the source of this 949-nucleotide messenger RNA. RefSeq lists its product as uncharacterized. The coding region runs from base 1 to 786 and encodes 261 amino acids. The transcript is spliced from 5 exons. NCBI's taxonomy places the organism in Eukaryota, Fungi, Ascomycota, Dothideomycetes, Pleosporales. Gene Ontology annotation, biological process: mycotoxin biosynthetic process. The record is from RefSeq and is a predicted model, not a curated record.